CCCGCCGCGGAUCUCGUCGACGACCUGCCCGGGUACGGCGCCCCUCCCGCGGCGCAGUACAGCGGCUUCCUCGACGCGUCCGCGUCCACGCCCGGGACAAUGCUGCACUACUGGCUCGCGCUGUCCCCCGCGGACGACUGGGCGUCCAAGCCGAUCGUGCUGUGGCUCAACGGCGGGCCCGGGAGCAGCUCGAUCCUGGGCUUCCUCCAGGAGAACGGGCCGCUGCUCACGAAUCGCACAGGGGGGCUGAUGCUCAACCCGUGGGCGUGGACGAACGACGCGAACCUCCUCGCGCUGGAGUCCCCGGCGGGGGUGGGGUACUCGUACUGCGCGAAGCAGUUGAAACGCCCGCCCGGCGGGUGUUACAACACGGACAAGUCCACGGCGUCCGACGCGCUCGCGGCGCUGGUGCACUUCUUCGGGGUUAAAUUUCCGACGCUGGCGAAGAACGAGUUCUUCAUCACCGGGGAGUCGUACGCGGGGGUGUACGUCCCGACGUUAUCGCGCGCGAUUCUC
Messenger RNA from Micromonas pusilla CCMP1545, 516 nucleotides. RefSeq lists its product as uncharacterized. Gene Ontology annotation, biological process: proteolysis. Gene Ontology annotation, molecular function: serine-type carboxypeptidase activity. The transcript has a single exon. The record is from RefSeq and is a predicted model, not a curated record. NCBI's taxonomy places the organism in Eukaryota, Viridiplantae, Chlorophyta, Mamiellophyceae, Mamiellales, Mamiellaceae. The annotation marks the transcript as partial.